Messenger RNA from Corythoichthys intestinalis (scribbled pipefish), 7768 nucleotides. RefSeq names its product otoferlin a (gene otofa). Gene Ontology annotation, biological process: synaptic vesicle priming; plasma membrane organization. Gene Ontology annotation, cellular component: presynaptic active zone membrane; synaptic vesicle membrane. The record is from RefSeq and is a predicted model, not a curated record. The coding region runs from base 258 to 6416 and encodes 2052 amino acids. Gene Ontology annotation, molecular function: AP-2 adaptor complex binding; calcium ion binding. Lineage: Eukaryota; Metazoa; Chordata; Actinopteri; Syngnathiformes; Syngnathidae. The transcript has 47 exons.
AGAUGCGCGACGCAUGCCGCAGCUUGUGCAGUCAACUCGCAUCUUUUGCCACGCACCUACAUAAAAAUCACAAAACAAGAGGAAAAAAACAUAAAAGAAUCUUAAUGCCGCGCACAUGGAAAAGGAUUUAGGAUUGUGGAGCAUCUACGCAGGAGGAGAGGAUCGGUUUUAUCUCAAUACCGGAGAGCAAAAGGCAGCAGGUUCAAGUUUGACCGUGUGGAGGAGUAACAUCUUACUCUUCCAGCCCCGGUGGACUCAUGAUGGCCCUCACGGUUCACCUCAAGUCGGUCGCCAACCUCCGGGGGAAAGGUGACCGCGUCGCCAAAGUCACAUUUCGAGGAUUGUCCUUCUACAGCCGUGUGGCGGCCAACUGUGAGGAGGUGGCUCACUUUAAUGAGAUCUUUCGAUGGCCAAUUGCAAGCAGGUUGGAUGGCAGCGAGAUGCUGGAGAUCCAAGUUUACAAUUACAGUAAAGUCUUCAGUAACAGAUCGGUGGGGAAUUUCUGCAUGGUCCUCCAGAAGGUGGCAGAGGAGGGGCAUCUCGAAUUGACUGAAACACUCAUAGACGAUAAUAACACGUCCAUAAACACCAGCGUUACAAUAGAAAUCAGAUACCAGUCAAUAGAUGGCACAGAGGGCACGUGGAGUAACGGAGAGCAUCUGGAUGUUCCCGAUGACCGUGAUGGGAUGUUUACUUUUGAGACAGACAGCUUGCUCUCAGGACAAAGCCAGCGAUCGGGGGCAUCGACAAAACGAUCUUUGCAAGGAUCCAUACCGACGUUCAGAAAAUCAGGCAAAGGAGUGUUUGCAUCCAUGAAGCUCGGCAAGAUCAGGAGUUCGAAAGAUGAUCACAAGAAAGAUGAGCCAGCAGUGCUGGACAUGGAAGACCUAGACAAGAAGGCGAUACGUCUCGCUGGAAUGUUGGAACCGGACACCAUCUCUCUGGCAUCUGUAACUGCCGUCACAACAAACAUCUCCAAUAAGAGGUCCAAACCAGAUAUCAAGAUGGAGCCAAGUUCAGGACGACCAGUGGAUUACCAGAUUAGCAUCACCAUCAUCGAGGCCCGCCAGCUAAUUGGCCUCAACAUGGACCCCGUGGUGUGUGUGGAGAUUGGCGAUGACAAGAAGUACACAUCCAUGAAGGAAUCCACCAACUGUCCCUACUACAAUGAGUAUUUUGUCUUUGACUUUCAUGUACCCCCAGAUGUCAUGUUUGAUAAGAUCAUUAAGCUUUCGGUCAUUCAUUCUAAAAAUCUUCUUCGGAGUGGAACGCUGGUUGGUACCUUCAAGAUGGAUGUUGGAACUGUUUACCAUCAGCCCGAGCACCAGUUCUAUCACAAGUGGGCCAUCCUAUCCGACCCUGUUGACAUCACAGCGGGAUGCAAAGGCUACCUGAAGUGUGACGUGGCCGUGGUGGGAAAAGGCGACAAUAUCAAGACCCCCCACAAGGCCAACGAGACCGAUGAGGAUGACAUCGAGGGGAACCUGCUUCUCCCAGAAGGCAUCCCGGCUGAACGUCAGUGGGCGAGGUUUUAUGUAAAAGUCUAUCGUGCCGAGGGGCUUCCUAAAAUGAACACCAGCAUAAUGGCUAACGUGAAGAAGGCCUUCAUAGGAGAGAAUCGGGACCUGGUGGACCCUUACGUUCAAGUGCACUUUUCUGGGCAGAAAGGGAAGACCUCAGUGCAAAAAAGCAGUUAUGAACCCAUCUGGAAUGAGCAAAUUGUCUUCACUGAGCUGUUCCCUCCUCUCUGCAAACGUAUGAAGGUUCAAAUCCGUGACUCAGAUAAGGUGAAUGAUGUUGCCAUAGGAACCCACUUCAUUGACCUGCGCAAAAUAUCUAAUGACGGUGACAAAGGGUUCUUGCCCACCUUGGGUCCAGCCUGGGCCAACAUGUAUGGCUCUACACGUCAAUAUACCCUAAUGGACGAGCACCAGGACUUAAAUGAUGGACUGGGCGAAGGUGUAUCCUUCCGAGCCCGUCUGCUUCUCUCUGUUGCUGUGGAGAUCCUCGACACGACAUCCCCAGAGAUCCUCAGCUCCACUGAGGUUCAGGUGGAUUCUGUCUCCAACAUCUCAGAGAGUGCUACAGGAAAAAUGGAGGAGUUCUUCCUCUUUGGAGCCUUCCUGGAAGCCACCAUGAUCGACCGAAAGAUUGGCGACAAACCGAUUACUUUUGAGAUUACGAUUGGUAACUAUGGCAACCAAAUAGAUGGCACAAGCAAGCCAUCAUCGUUGAGGAAGAAGAAAAAGGAUGGAGAAAAUAACGAGGAGGACAGCGAGCUCAUCCAAAACUCCAGCGAGGACGAGGCCGAUGAGGAAGGCGACAUGGAUUCGGUUUCCUGCACACCCCUCAUGAAGCCUGUCAUCACAGACAGGAAUUACUUCCACCUUCCAUACUUUGAGAAGAAACCAUGUGUGUACAUCAAAAGCUGGUGGCAGGACCAACGGCGACGACUGUACAACUCCAACAUGAUGGACAAGAUUGCUGACAAGCUGGAGGAGGGCAUAAACGAUGUUCAAGAGAUCAUUAAAACAGAGAAGGCCUUCCCAGAGCGCCGACUCAGAGGAGUUCUAGAAGAAUUGAGUAUUGGCUGCAGUCGGUUUGUGAAUUUAGCUAACAAGGACCUAAAUCAAGCUGGAAGAACAAAACUGGACCGGGAAAGACUCAAGUCCUGCAUGAGGGAAAUGGAAAACAUGGGCCAGCAAGCCAAACAGAUGAGAACACAAGUGAAGAAAAACACAGUGAAAGACAGACUAAAGCUGGUGCAAAACUUCUUGCAGAGACUUCGUUUCCUCGCUGAUGAGCCACAACAUAGCAUCCCGGAUGUUUUCGUGUGGAUGAUGAGCAACAAUAAACGCAUCGCCUAUGCUCGCAUUCCCUCGAAGGACAUCCUUUACUCACUUGUGGAUGAGGAGACAGGGAGAGACUGUGGGAAGGUCAAAGCAGUGUUUCUAAAGCUGCCUGGUAAAAAGGGUUUCGGGCCAGCUGGUUGGACCGUUCAGGCAAAGCUGGAGUUGUACUUGUGGCUCGGCCUCAACAAGCAAAGAAAAGAUUUCCUCAGUGGGCUUCCCAAUGGUUUUGACGAAAUUAAAGUUGCUAAAACAACGCCCUAUCUUCACUCGGCACCGCCUGUCAGCCUCGUUUAUGAAAUGAAGCAGGUCUUCCAAUUGAGAGCACAUAUGUACCAGGCGCGGAGCCUGUUUGCAGCGGACAGCAGCGGCCUCUCCGACCCCUUUGCCAGAGUCUUCUUCUCUACGCAUAGUCAGGUUACUGAGGUUCUAAGUGAGACCCUGUGCCCCACUUGGGACCAACUACUGGUUUUCGAUGAUGUGGAGCUUUUUGGGGAGGCCAGCGAGCUACGAGAUGACCCGCCAAUUAUCGUGGUGGAAAUUUACGACCAAGACACAGUGGGCAAAGCGGAGUUUAUAGGUCGGACAUUUGCCAAGCCAACCAUAAAGAUGUGCGAUGAGCACUACGGCCCCCCGAGGUUUCCGCCUCAGCUGGAGUACUUUCAGAUUUACAGAGGCAACUGCACUGCCGGAGAACUGCUAGCUGCCUUUGAGCUCCUUCAGAUACCUUUUGAUGGAGAGGAGAUUAGACGAGCUCUGAUUGCUGUCCAUAACUUUGCUGUUCCUCAGAUAAAGAUUGGUCAAGGAGGGACGGCCGAUCUCCCUCCCCUCGAAGGACCGACAGACACCGAGCACGGCCCAAUUAUAGCAGUUCCAUUGGGGAUCCGACCUGUCCUGAGUCGCUACCGCAUUGAGGUCUUGUUUUGGGGCUUAAGGGAUCUUAAGAGGGUUAACCUAGCCCAGGUGGAUCGACCCAGAGUGGACAUUGAAUGUGCUGGGAGAGGUGUUCAAUCUGUCCUUAUUCAAAACUACAAGAAGAACCCGAAUUUCAGUACGUUGGUUAAAUGGUUUGAGGUGGACCUCCCUGAGAAUGAGCUCCUCCACCCUCCACUCAACAUCAGGGUGGUUGACUGCAGGGCAUUUGGUCGCUACACCCUGGUUGGUUCCCACGCAGUCACCUGUCUGAGGCGUUUCCUCUACUGUGCUCCCGACAACACAUCAAGUAACUGGGGCAGCGCAGCUAAACUAAUGAAUGGCUACAUGGUCCUAACCAAUGGAGGCUCCCAGCACGGCUUCUCACCCAGCGUUUCCUCCCGCACUUUCUCUCACUCCACAGGAGACAUUAUCGUUAACAUGGAUUCGAUGGAGCCAGCCGUCCGGAAAAUGGACACGUGCGUCAAGUUAGAUGCUACAUCUGAUGCAGUUGUUAAAGUUGACAUGAUUGAAGAUGAAAGCGAGAAAGAGAAAAAAAAGAAGAAAAAGAAAAAGAAGGGAGCAGUGGAUGAAGAAGAUGAGACAGAUGAGAGCGUGCUGGAUUGGUGGUCCAAAUAUUUUGCUUCCAUAGAGACAAUGAAGGAGGCCCUUAGAGCUCAAGAAGCAGCUUUGGCCGAAGCCGAAGAAAGAGAAGACCUGGAAAUUGCAGCUGAGGCGGCAGAUAUCAAAAGCGAUGACCUUGUUUGGAAAGGCUCCAGGUUGAAGGAGAGGAACAAGGAGAAGAGAAAUGCCAAGGACAAGAAGAAGGUUCAUGCUGUGGACGGAAUUGAGAAACGAAUGGUUAAACCCAAAGUAGACGAGAUGAUGGUGUACAACAAGGAGCUGGAGAAUGAAUACGGCCAGUUUGAGGACUGGCUACAUACUUUCAACCUGUACAGAGGGAAAGCUGGAGACAAUGACGAACACGCACUGGAUGAUGACCGGAUCGUUGGGCGGUUUAAAGGUUCCUUGUGUAUGUACAAGCUACCAUUAUCAGAGGAAAUCACAAGAGAUGUGGGAUUUGAUCCAAACAUGGGCAUGUUCCAGAGCAUUCCUCAUAACGACCCCAUUAACGUGCUUGUCCGAGUGUAUGUGGUUAGGGCCACAGAUCUUCAUCCUGCGGACAUCAACGGGAAGGCAGAUCCGUAUGUGGUCAUCAAGCUAGGGAAGUCUGAGGUCAAGGAUAAAGAAAACUACAUUUCCAAGCAACUUAAUCCAGUGUUUGGCAAGUCCUUUGACAUUGAAGCAACAUUCCCCAUGGAAUCCAUGCUGACAGUUUCCGUGUAUGACUGGGAUCUGGUUGGUACCGAUGACCUGAUUGGCGAGACCAAGAUCGACCUGGAAAAUCGCUUCUACAGCAAAUACAGGGCCACCUGUGGCAUCUCAUCUACCUACUCUCUCCAUGGAUACAAUGUUUGGAGAGAUCCUUUAAAGCCUAGCCAGAUUCUAGCAAAGCUAUGUAAGGAAGGCAAGAUUGAUUCUCCUCAGUAUGGACCAGGAGGGAAAGUCAAGGUGGCCAAUCGCAUCUUUGUGGGACCAACAGAGAUUGAGGAUGAAAACGGUCUGAAAAAGCAGACUGAAGAGCAUUUGGCGCUGACGGUGCUGAACCAUUGGGAGGACAUACCCCGGGUAGGCUGCCGACUUGUUCCGGAACAUGUGGAGACCAGGCCCCUGCUGAAUCCAGAUAAACCGGGCAUCGAGCAGGGUCGUAUCGAAAUGUGGGUGGACAUGUUUCCCAUGGACAUGCCAGCUCCUGGACCUGCCAUUGACAUAUCUCCGCGGAAGCCCAAAAGAUAUGAACUCAGGGUGAUUAUUUGGAAUACAGACGAAGUAAUACUGGAGGACGAUGAUUACUUCACUGGGGAAAAGUCCAGUGACAUAUUUGUGAGGGGAUGGCUUAAGGGGCAACAAGAAGACAGGCAGGACACAGACGUGCACUACCACUCCCUGACCGGAGAAGGAAAUUUCAACUGGCGUUUCGUCUUCCCCUUCGAUUACCUCAUGGCGGAGGAGAAGAUCGUCAUCUCCAAGAAAGAAUCUAUGUUUUCUUGGGAUGAGACCGAGUAUAAGAUCCCGGCUCGUCUCACCCUGCAGGUGUGGGACGCUGACCACUUCUCAGCCGAUGACUUUCUGGGUGCCAUCGAACUGGAUCUAAAUCGCUUCCCUCGCGGGGCCAAGACAUCUAAGCAGUGCUCCAUCGACUUGAUACGGAAUGAGCAGGAACUUCCUUCCAUUUCCAUUUUUAAGCAAAAGAGGGUUAAGGGAUGGUGGCCAUUUGUGGCCCGUGAUGAGAAUGAUGAGAUGGAGCUGACGGGAAAAGUGGAGGCUGAACUCCAUUUGGUUACUGCAGAGGAGGCAGAGAAAAGUCCAGUAGGACUUGGAAGAAAUGAGCCUGAUCCACUGGAGAAACCAAACCGGCCAGACACGACCUUCCUGUGGUUCCUGAGCCCGCUGAAAGCCAUCCGCUACCUGGUGUGCAACCGCUACAAGUGGCUCAUCAUCAAGAUCGUGCUGGCACUGCUAAUGCUCAUUAUGGUGGGCCUCUUCCUGUACAGUAUGCCGGGCUACCUCGUCAAGAAGCUGCUCGGGGCAUGAAGCGAAACAGCAAGCGGGCUAGAGCAAUGGGCGGUUUGCGGGAGGUUUUAUGCUGGCUCGGGUUUUAUAGUGCUCUCUUCAUGAGCCUCUCUCACAGGAAGGGGAGUGAAUUGAAUCAGUUUUCAUAUACAGUGGUAGCCUGACUUGCCUAAUUCAUUCAGUGGCCAUGCUUUGAACUCAAGUCAUGCAUAUCUUGAAAUGAAUGGAAAUGUUAUCAAUCUGUUCCAGAUAAUUCAUGCACAAUUCUCAACACAGUUUUACUUUGUCUGCAAGGAAAAGAACAUGAUUUGAUGGAUUUUGUAAGGUUCAUUGACGCCACCUAGAGGUGGAUUGUCUGACACUUAAUCCUAAAUGAAAUCUUCAUAGACAAGCUACCACUGUAUUGUGUGUAACAUUUCACUUUUAAAGCAAAACUAGCACUAGCCUCCCUAUAAGCAGAAAAGAAGAUUGCUGGGUUCUUCUUAUUUUUGCUUUGCAUCAUUUUAGUUCAUUGACACCAAUUUCCAUCUGGGGUUGCCAUGGUAAUGAUAGAGCGGCUACAUUUUUUAUCAAUUAAAAGCAGUUGAAGCAUCUAUGAUUCAUAAGGUGUUAGUUUGAGGUCCAAUUAUCUUAUACUUUCUCUAACAAGACCUAAACAUAAUGCUAAUUAGCUGACUUUGUCCUCGACUAUGAGUGAACACAAUAGAAUGACAACCCCAAUUUGAGAUGUCUUGACAAUGAUUUUUAACCAAUUCAUUUUUGAUGGUUAAGAAUUUAUUUAGUUGUAUACAGCAGUUGGGUGGAAAUGAUGAGUUUCUGCUUCACUAUUUUGUACCAAGAGUCUUUGCACACGUCUGAAAUAUUCGGGAAAACUAAAUAAGAUGUCUAUUUUGCUAAGGAAAGAAAAAGGGGUAAUGUUAUUAUUUCAUAUAAGAUCCUGUAAUAAGUUGUUGGCAUCAGGCAAAUUGGAAAACUGUACAGAUUUAAUCUUCUUUUUCUUUGUCAUUUUAAUUUGUAUGUAAAUGUUAGGUUCCAUGUCAAAGUGCACACCUCACCGAGACAAACAAGGUCGCAUGUUAGCAUGACGGUGUUUUAACUCCACAUUCAGUGUUGUGAUUAACAUACAAAUUGACCCACCAAAUCUGAUAGUUUUUUUUUGUUUUGUUUCGUAUGUUUUGUUUCGUUGUUUCAAAUGCCUGCACUCGAAUUGUUGUUUGACGUUUGUGACUCUGCUGUUUACUGAUGACACACUUCCUGUUUGCACUAAACCUGUCUGUUUUUACCACUAAUUUGUGUAUUUAUAGAAAUGUGUGCAAUGUAUUUUUUGUCUGCUUGUUUUUUGCUAAUUCAAAUAAAGUGAAUAACACAUAUUA